AGUGACUUUUCUUCUCGACCCCAGGAGGUGGUGGUUGAUGAUCGCGUUCACUUUCUUUGAGCCGUGGCAGAAGACGGUCUGGGGGGUAGAAGAGGUGUCAGAAGAAACUGGAGGGCCUCUCACUGUGGUUCUGCAGCUCAGCCCGCGAGCUCUCCCUGAAAUGGGCGCCACCAACAUCAUCGUCAUCAGUUUUCUCUCUCUAGUCUCAGCAUCUCUCAGGCCACAGCAAGAAGCGUCGAAAGAGAUUGAACAAUCGAUUCAGGAACUGGUGACCGAGCGCAACGCGACCCAGAGGCUCCUCUUCGACGAUAUCUUCUUCGGCUUCUCGGACACGGACGCGGAGGAGAAGGAAACGCCAUCGAACUGUUCUUGUAAGUGCGGACUGGUGAACCAAGAGAUCAGGAUUGUCGGUGGAAGGCCGACGGGGGUCAACAGAUAUCCGUGGGUCGCCAGAUUGGUCUACGACGGCCAGUUCCACUGUGGCGGAAGCCUACUCAACGGUGAUUAUGUCCUCACAGCAGCCCAUUGCGUUCGAAGGCUAAAGCGCUCUAAGAUUAGAGUUAUCCUAGGCGAUCACGACCAGUACGUCACCACUGACAGCCCGGCGAUUAUGCGAGCCGUGUCAUCAAUAAUCAGACACAGAAACUUCGACGUCAACUCGUACAAUCAUGACAUAGCCCUCCUGAAACUGAGGAAGCCGGUGUCUUUCACCAAGAACAUCCGUCCAGUCUGCCUUCCCAACUCAGCCAUGGAUCCUGCCGGCAAAGUGGGAACAGUGGUCGGAUGGGGCAGAACUUCGGAAGGGGGCAACCUGGCCAACAUUGUCCAAGAGGUUCAGGUACCGAUUUUGACUCUGCAGCAGUGCCGCGCGACUAAAUACAGGCCUAGCAGGAUAACACCCAACAUGGUCUGCGCCGGGAAAGGUAUCCAGGACUCUUGCCAGGGUGACAGCGGAGGCCCCUUGCUGUUGAACACCGAGGGAGAAAAGUUCGAGAUUGUUGGGAUUGUUUCGUGGGGAGUUGGCUGCGGAAGGCCUGGCUACCCAGGCGUUUACACGAGGGUGACCAGUUAUCUAAACUGGGUGAGACGUAACAUGAAAGACGCUUGUGCUUGCGUCAGUUAGUGCUGUGAAAAAAACUACAUUUCAAAUUGUGAAGACUGAACUUCAGGAAAACAUCGAAAUAAAAAAACUCGUCUUACAGAGUGAAAUUUUCUCGGAUGUGAUCUUCAUUAUAAUUACUACUUAUAAACUUUAUUUCGAUUAAAUUUGCAUGUGAUUACUUAAAUAUAUCAAAAAAAUCAAAAUAUUUAUAUUUAAUUUAUUCAAUUUUAGCUUUAAGGUUCCAACUCUCUUCUGUUAACUGUCACAAUGCCAAAAAUACCGUUUUCCUUGUUUUAGUGUAAUUCAGUAGUGUAAUAAAUUAAUUUGAUAAGGAUUUUUGUAAUUUUAAAUUUCUAUAAUUAUAUUUAAGGACCUCACUAUAUUUAUAGUGCCUGGUGGUAUUAGUCUACCAUUAUUCAUUUAUUAGAAAAUUUUAAUUUUAGGAUAAUAAUUUGUUUCUUUUGUCUUCUAGUUUUAAACGCUCGCUAUUUAAUUGUUUUAAUCUUAAACCUAAACAGAUUUUGUACAGUUUUGAAUCAUUGUAAAUAAUGAUAUGUUUUAAACAAUAAUGAUUUAUGUUUUAUUAUCUUUUAAAGCGAAGCAAUUAGAUAAACCAUCUUGAUCUUGUCUGUUCAAAACAUGUCACUGAAAUAUGUUAAGAAAAAUAUUUUCUUGUUUGUUAACAGUUUUUAAAAAAAAAAUUUCUUUUUGAUGUGAAUGCAAAUUGAUUGCAU
Molecule: messenger RNA, 1836 nt
Organism: Cimex lectularius (bed bug)
Lineage: Eukaryota; Metazoa; Arthropoda; Insecta; Hemiptera; Cimicidae
Product: trypsin-1-like
Exons: 7
Coding region: 38-1123 (361 amino acids)
Biological process (GO): proteolysis
Molecular function (GO): serine-type endopeptidase activity
Source: RefSeq, a predicted model, not a curated record